Messenger RNA from Paramecium sonneborni, 534 nucleotides. The record is from the annotation of a GenBank genome assembly. Lineage: Eukaryota; Ciliophora; Oligohymenophorea; Peniculida; Parameciidae.
CAAAUGUUGGUUAAGACAUUAUAGAUUCUUAAGAUUAGAUUCAAAAAUUCUGAAAUAACAAUUAAACAAUAUUCAAAGACUUGAAAUAAUAAGUAAUUGGAACAAAAAUUACAAUAAAAACGAAAGACCAUUGCAAUAAGUUAAUAAGGUAAAUGGAAUAAUCCUAAAUAAAAAUUUGUAGAUGAGUAAUUAAUACAUGAUUAGUUUGAUGUUGAUAAUUAGAUGAUAAGAGAUAGAGAAGAAGACAUUUAAAAAAUAGUAUUCUUAUUUCAAUUAAAAAAGAUCGAGAAGCUUAAAUACUAAAUAAAUUAGUUGAAGAACUUGCAUUAGAAGCAAAUAAAGCAGAUGAAAUUAUUAGUAUAAUUGAUAUCAGUUAAUAGACUUCUAAAGAAAAUUUAGUUAAAGCCAAUUUAGAAUUAGAUUAAGCCUAAGAUUCAUAGAAGUCAACAAAUAAGAAAUGGCUAAUUUUAGCAAUUUUUGGCAAUUAUUCUUGUAGGAGUAUUAGUAACAAUUUUAGUUGUAAAAUCAAAUUGA